Triplophysa rosa is the source of this 1072-nucleotide messenger RNA. RefSeq names its product 3-hydroxybutyrate dehydrogenase, type 2 (gene bdh2). Gene Ontology annotation, cellular component: cytoplasm. The record is from RefSeq and is a predicted model, not a curated record. Gene Ontology annotation, biological process: siderophore biosynthetic process. Lineage: Eukaryota; Metazoa; Chordata; Actinopteri; Cypriniformes; Nemacheilidae. Gene Ontology annotation, molecular function: 3-hydroxybutyrate dehydrogenase activity. The transcript has 10 exons. The coding region runs from base 44 to 781 and encodes 245 amino acids.
GCCCCGCGUGAGUUCUUGUGGAAGUGAAGAGAAGUUGACCACAAUGGGUCGUCUGGACGGGAAAGUGAUUGUGCUGUCCGCAGCUGCUCAGGGCAUUGGAAGAGCCUCUGCUAUAGCUUUUGCAAAGGAAGGUGCCCAAGUCACAGCUACAGAUAUCAAUGGCGAGAAACUUAAAGAGCUGGACGGCAUUCCAGGUAUUAAAACCAAGGUGGUUGAUGUAACCAAGAAGGACCAAGUGGAUGCCCUGGCCAAGGAGUUUGAACAUGUGGAUGUGCUCUUCAAUAUUGCUGGAUUUGUCCAUCACGGCUCCAUUCUGGACUGUGAGGAGUCGGAUUGGGACUUCACCAUGAAUGUGAAUGUCCGCAGCAUGUAUCUGAUGAUCAAGGCCUUCCUCCCCAAGAUGCUGGCUCGUAAAUCCGGAAAUGUCAUCAAUAUGGCAUCUGUGGCGUCUAGUAUCAAAGGGGUUGUGAACAGAUGCGUCUAUAGCACGUCUAAAGCCGCUGUCAUCGGACUGACCAAAUCAGUGGCGGCUGAUUUCCUCGAGCAAGGGAUUCGCUGCAACUGUGUGUGUCCUGGAACGGUUGAUACGCCAUCAUUACGUGAGAGAAUCCAGGCUAGACCUGAUCCAGAACAGGCUUUUAAAGACUUCAUGGCCAGACAGAAGAUGGGUAGGUUGUGCACUGCAGAGGAAGUGGCACAUCUUUGUGUGUACUUGGCUUCAGAUGAGUCUGCCUAUGUAACAGGAACAGAAGUCAUCAUUGAUGGAGGAUGGAGGCUCUAAGGACAGUUGUUCUGUUUACUAAAUAAACAUGCAUUCAACAUCCGCAGUACUGUUAAAUAAUUAGUAUAGUUAAAGAAUUUGUAAAUUAGUUUAAAAAAAACAAUGCUGCUAGGUAAUCACUGUCUAUUGUACACUUAUUAAAUCCUUGUCUUGAUGCAGUAAUUUGGAUUUUAAGAAGAUUACAAACUCCAGACUAUGCGUUUAUUAUUUUUUUCAUUUUAUAUAAUAAAAUAUUAUAUAAUGAUACUUUUUGUUUGAAUAAAUAUGACAUGCCCCAAUGUAAACUGUGCU